Molecule: messenger RNA, 2451 nt
Organism: Strigops habroptila (Kakapo)
Lineage: Eukaryota; Metazoa; Chordata; Aves; Psittaciformes; Psittacidae
Gene: TACSTD2
Product: tumor associated calcium signal transducer 2
Cellular component (GO): membrane
Source: RefSeq, a predicted model, not a curated record
GUGCCUUCUCUAUUGGCAGAGAGUAUUUACAGCUGGAGCGCUAAUAUUAAACCUGUACUGGGUUAUAAAUACUCACUGGCAGGCAGGGUAACUUCCCCCUCUUCACUCUGAUGGAAGCAGUCACUACAAGUAGCCCACCUUGCACUGAUCUGAAGCAGUUCAGGCCCUCAGGAACCAGCAGCACACAAAGGAGCUGACUGCAGGGCAAUGGGCAAGUUACAGGUAUGGGAGAAUGCCUUAUCCACUGUUCUGUGGUCGUUACUGGUCCCAAAAUCAGGAUUUAUGAAGUGGCUGACAGUGUCUGACAAAUCAGAUGGAUGGGAGUUGCUUCAUGCAAACUGCAAAGUAUCUUUCAGCUGCUGCCAAAACACAUGGAAAUGGUAACUCACACUUUGUAGAUCAUUAGGACACUUGGGAGCUACUGGAGUGCACAUGAAAGGCAUUACUCAAAGUUCAGAUUGAGUGAUUUCUUUAGAAAUAACUAACAAUGUUGUAAGGGUAAUGCAAGCAUGAAAAUCAUCAUUCCUAGUGCUGCCCUGGGAUGAGUAUGUGCCAAAGGAACACAGGGAGAGAAGCUUUCCAUACUGGGAGAUGAGACUGUGCUCUGUAAGUAGGAGAGCAGCCAUCAAUGUGAUGAACAGUCGUUCCUCUUGAAUUGGCAGCUUCUCCUGGCAGCAUACAUAAAACUCCAAAAGGCUUUCUUUUAUAAAUAUAUGGAAGUAGAAAGGAGGAAGUCCAUAAAUGAUAAUAAUCCAGACAGUGGAAUUAUACAGAAACUGUGUGAUGGAAGAUGCAGGAAAAACAAUUAUGGAAGUGGAGUAGGAUUUCUUCCACAGACAUAGGAGACAUUCCUUAAACGUGCAUUUCAUAGUCCGUAAGAAGUCUGAAGAAGGAAAAGGGCAAGCUGCUUGGGCUUUAAUCCAUGUGGGAAGGCCAAGGUGGGAGCUAUGCUUCCAGUUGGCUUUCCUCUCUCCCCUGUUGUUUCCUCAACUAAGAAGGAAGGAUGACAAAUAUCUGGAGGCAGCUCCAUUGCAUUGCUGCUGCUCCCUGCAGCUUGUUGACUUCUCCGGGAUUUGGGUACCAGAAGGAGAACCGGUUUAGUGGAUCUGAUCUGAAUCUUGAUAAAGGAAGCAGCACAUCAGUGUGUAGAGAUGAACAGACUCAACAGGCAGAUUAAAGCUUCAGGUAUUGCCUGCUGUCACUCAAGACUGCAUCCAUGCUUUCCCCCUGUGCUAUGGAGCCUUUGUUUGGGGUUUUGUUGGGUUUGGUUCUGGUGGUACCCCCAUCAGCGCAGAACAAUUGCACCUGUGAGACCAACAAGUUGAUGGUGUGUGCCCAGCAUGGACCUGAGAACUGCACCUGCACACUGGUGGGUUCAAAUCACAAGGUAGACUGCUUAAGACUGGCUUCAGAAUGCUUGCUUAUGAAGGCAGAAAUGAUCCUCUGCAAGGAGAAGCGCUUCUGGGGCCAUCCCCAUGGGCUGUUAAGUACUGAUGGUAUUUACAAUCCAGACUGGGAGGACAGUGGUAUCUUCAAAGCCAGGCAGUGCAGUCAGAGCAAUGCUUGCUGGUGUGGGAACACUGCUUGAGUGAGAAGAACCAACAAGGGUGACAAAAACCUCAGUAGUGGUGAACUGAUUGGAACAAACUGGAUCUACGUUGAGCUGAAGCACAAAAGGUCCAGUGCCUUCAAUGGUCCUGAUGUAGUGAAUGCCUUGAAACAUUUGUUUGAGAGCUGACACAAACUGCACCCCAGGUACAUCACAGCCAGUAAGUACGUGUUCCCAGUUAUCCCAAUCCAGCUGAACCAGCAGGAGAAAUCCAGGUGUGAUGUGGAUAUAGCUGAUGUAGCCUAUUACUUUGAAACUCAAAAGCCACUGCAGUUUUGCACACAGGAGCUGGGUGCUGGCUUUGGUGAUGCGGGGACAGUGGUGAUGCUGACUGCUGGUGUGGGCAUCACUGUGCUGGCUCUUCUCAGGUGGCUGAGGACAAGAAAAUAUGAGAAAGGUGAGAUUAAACAAAUGGCUGAAAUAGGAGCAUUGAGCUUGCAGCUCUGCAAAAGGAAAGGCAACAACAGGAAGAAAAAAGGCACAAAAUAGGAAUAGCGAACAGACUCUGCCUGUGGAUGGAUUUGGAGAGGUCUUUUCCUUUCUACAGGAAUUUGUACAGUGAUUGUUCUAAAUUAUUCCACUUUAGUAAGAAUGACUCUUGGUGUUGGGGAAAAACUAAUUUGGGAGGCAGUUACCUAAAUAUUCUGAGACCCAAUUGAGAGCCUAAGAACUGCUGCAGCUGUCUAACAUAGAAUGCUUCCGUGGUACUGCAGGCCUGGUUCAGCUUAUUUCAGCACUCUGAGGGUGGUUCUUGGUGUAUCUACUUACUGAUAUUCAAACACUUGCUGUGGCAUAAUUGGGUUGGACAGCUGCUUUUCUGUUGGUAAAGGCUGUUUUUAAAG